AUGGCAGAAAACGCGCCGCCUACGAGCUCCUCCACUCUCCCUCCCCCUCCUCAGCCAUCCGCUGGAGCACCAGGCCAGCCCCAAUUCGACUCCGCCCAGGGAAACGGUCAGGGGACAGGCGCUCAUAUGCAGCCUCCUUCGUUGCCGCCCGUGGUGAUCCCACAAAAAACAAAUCCGAUCCCUACAGCCAUCACCUCGCCCAUGUCGGGGCAAAUGAUGUCGCCUACCAGCGCGGGCGGCUUUGUGCGUCGGGCAGCUCCUGAACCAAACAAAAGAGCUCUCUAUAUUGGCGGCUUAGACGCUCGAGUCACCGAAGACAUCUUGAAGCAGAUCUUUGAGACUACUGGCCACGUACAGAGUGUCAAAAUUAUUCCAGACAAGAAUUUCCAAAGCAAAGGCAUGAACUACGGCUUCGUGGAGUACGACGACCCAGGUGCCGCUGAAAGAGCCAUGCAGACCCUCAACGGCCGUCGCAUUCAUCAAUCCGAAAUUCGCGUGAACUGGGCCUACCAGUCCAACAACAGCCACAAGGAGGAUACCUCGAACCAUUUUCACAUCUUCGUCGGUGAUUUGAGUAACGAAGUCAACGAUGAAGUCUUGCUCCAGGCCUUCUCCGCGUUUGGUUCUGUUUCUGAAGCUCGAGUCAUGUGGGACAUGAAAACUGGUCGUUCUCGAGGAUAUGGAUUUGUCGCAUUCCGCGAGUUCGAGGACGCCGAGAAAGCUUUGAAGUCAAUGGAUCGUGAAUGGCUAGGCUCACGCGCGAUUCGUUGCAACUGGGCCAACCAGAAGGGACAACCAUCAAUCUCCCAGCAGCAGGCUAUGGCCGCGAUGGGCAUGACCCCAAGUGCACCCUUCGGCCACCAUCACUUCCCGACUCACGGCGCAAAUAGCUAUGAUAUGGUUGUCGCCCAGACCCCACAAUGGCAAACAACAUGCUACGUUGGAAACCUUACUCCAUACACCACCCAGAACGACCUUGUCCCAUUGUUCCAGAACUUUGGUUAUGUUGUCGAGACCCGUUUGCAGGCAGACCGUGGAUUCGCCUUCUUGAAAAUGGAUACUCACGAAAAUGCAGCCAUGGCUAUCUGCCAGCUCAACGGAUAUCAAGUCAACGGUCGUCCACUCAAGUGCAGCUGGGGCAAGGAUCGCCCGCCUACGGGUCAGUUUGACGGCUACCAAGCUCAGCAAGGUGGCCCAGGCUUCAAUGCAUCCCCUUACUUCCCGCAGUAUGGGGUGCCAGGAGGUCCGAUGAGUCCUCAAGGUCCUGCUCCGGCUGGCCGUGGCUGGGAUCAACAGGGUAACAAUUUUUCUGGUGGAGCAGGCUAUCAAGCUCCUGGUAGUGCCGGGGGUUACGGUCGUGGACAGAACAACGCAGGUAACAACUGGCAGCAGCCCGGUGGUAACAACCAGAACAACAACAAUUUCAACCAAGGCGGUUACCAGUCUUGAGUUGUUUCAUGGUUUUCGGUUUUCGACUUUUCAGAAAUCCAUAUUGAGUGGAUUUCUCUCUUCUCUGAAGGGCAGAUUUUUACCUUCUUCUCCUUUCUUGGUAAAUUGAUGACUCUGGUUUCUAAAUUGUCUGCCAAUCUUUGCCUUUUUCCUCUCCUCCCACAGAAUGCUUUUUGCAAGUGAUGCUGCAAGCCGGUUUCUUUUCUUUUCCUUACAUUCAAAGUGAAGAUUUUUGCUUGUCUUUCCAUUCAAAACAAUACCCCAAAUCCAUCUUGAAUCUUGGAAAUGUUAUCGAUCUCUCCUCAACUCUCUUCUUGAGUCCUUGUAGCGUACGCGCAAUUGUCUUUGAUUUCUUUCUCGUCUCUCCAUAGCUUUCGUCUGAUCUGAGCUUAAAGUGGAAAACUUCGGUGGUGUUUAUUUUUCUCGAGGGAAACAAAAAAGUUUGUGCUUAUUUUGAAUAUUCAGCUGUCCCAAUCUUUUUUGGAUAUCAACAUUUUGAAAAUCCCCUUUUUCCUCAGGUUCGAAUAACCAGACAUACCAUAUCAUCUUAUAUUUUUGGAUUAUUCUCCUUGCUGAUACAGAAUUCCUGCUUAUAACUUCUGAUGAAAUUGAGUAUAUCCUUUUUUU
Messenger RNA from Talaromyces stipitatus ATCC 10500, 2076 nucleotides. RefSeq names its product nuclear and cytoplasmic polyadenylated RNA-binding protein pub1. The transcript has 5 exons. NCBI's taxonomy places the organism in Eukaryota, Fungi, Ascomycota, Eurotiomycetes, Eurotiales, Trichocomaceae. The coding region runs from base 1 to 1449 and encodes 482 amino acids. The record is from RefSeq and is a predicted model, not a curated record. Gene Ontology annotation, molecular function: RNA binding.